CGACCCAAACAUAGCUUCUGUUGGAGCCGACUGAAAAUGUCGCGAACAACAGAAAACACUGCUAAAGCUGUUCACUCUUGCAUAUAAGCCUCAGAACCCAGAACCUGUCUCUCUCUCUCUCUCUCUCCACCCAUAAAACCCCACCUCUAUGCCUCCCAAAAGCAGCCAAACAUCUCCAUUCUAAUUUUCCACCACCUCCAUAAACUCCAUCCCCCCCUCCUACCACCACUAACCUUUUCCCAAAUCUUCACUACUUCACUCCCUCUGAACAGAAACAGAACUGUACAAACAACAACAAAAUGCCAUCAGAUUCUGGUGAGAGAAGACCCACAAGACCACAGCAAGUGGGUGCGCCACCGCCGGAGCCGGAGCACCUCCCCUGCCCUCGCUGCGACUCCACCAACACCAAGUUCUGCUACUACAACAACUACAACUUUUCUCAGCCCCGCCACUUCUGCAAGUCCUGCCGCCGCUACUGGACCCACGGCGGCACCCUCCGCGACAUCCCCGUCGGCGGCGGUAGCCGCAAGAACGCCAAACGCUCCCGCCCAACGACCACCACCUCCUCCGCCGCAGCUCAGGACUACCACCACCACCACCACAUAUCGGUUCCCACCGCCACACCAGUUUUGUUCGGCCUCUCCUCCGCAGCCGCAGAGCACGGCCUGUCCGUACCGUUUGUGGGUGACGUGAAGCCGGGUCUGAACGGUUGCGGAAGUUUUACUUCCUUGUUGAGCACUCAGGCACCUGGGUUCUUGGCGCUGGGUGGGUUUGGGCUUGGUCUUGGGUCUGGGUUUGAGGAAAUGGGAUUUGGGCUUGGAAGAGCUGUUUGGCCCAUUUCUUCGGUUGGGGAUGGUGGUGCUGGUGGCGCUGCUGGUGGUGCAAAUAUGAUUGGGAGUACGUGGCAGCUUGAGAGUGGUGAAGGUGGGUUUAUUACUGGUGAGGAUUGCUUUUCGUUGCCGGAUCUUGCUAUUUCCACACCAGGGAAUGGUCUUAAAUGAGGUGUUUGUUUUGUAUUGGUAACUCCCUUUUUGUUUUUAGAUAUGAUGAUGAUGAUGCUGAUGAUGAUGAUGAUAAUAGGUUUUGUUGCCUUAACAACUACAUGUUAAAGAGAGUUUGAUUUAGGUCUGAAAUGUCAGAGGAAGCAAUGGUUGUUCUUGAUUGUGGACUUACCUUUUCUUAUCCAUGGUUUUUCAUCAGUUUAAUUUCGUUUGUUAGAUAAUUUAUCAAUUUUUAUGUUAGCAUCCA
Molecule: messenger RNA, 1248 nt
Organism: Camellia sinensis
Lineage: Eukaryota; Viridiplantae; Streptophyta; Magnoliopsida; Ericales; Theaceae
Gene: OBP1
Product: OBF binding protein 1
Biological process (GO): regulation of DNA-templated transcription
Molecular function (GO): DNA binding; DNA-binding transcription factor activity
Source: RefSeq, a predicted model, not a curated record